AUGCGACUCCAACGGCUUGUGACUUUAUUAGUGAUUGCCAUUCUCGCAUGUUUUUCUAUCGCCCUACUUAGAGGUUCUUCGAAAUCUUCUCCUGUUGAAGACCCUCUCGACAUUCACCCUCCCCCAAAACCCAUCGAACGCCCGCAAAGUCACCUGGGAACCUACCUCCCUGAGAAGACGCACCCUAUUGCUAAGCUCAUCCAGAAUGCGGAACAGCACCAUAGCCAUGUGCGGUCACAGCAAUCCAAGACCCUCGCCGAGGCUGUGAACGAAUAUCGCCGUCGUUAUAACAUGCACCCUCCGCCGCAUUUCGAUAAGUGGUUCGAGUUUGCCAAAGACAGGGGGGUUCAGAUGAUCGACGAAUACGACACAAUCUACCAUUCCCUCUUGCCAUUCUGGGCUCUGCCGCCCGGUACAAUUCGAGAUCGCGCCCGUGAAACCCUUGGAUUCGAUAAUGCUGUGCUUGGAGUUCUCAUACGGGACGGCAAGGUCUCCCUGACUGAUGGGGGCGGUGAUGGACGAAAGUGGCAGCGAGAGGCUACAGCGGGCAUGAUGAAGAAGUUUGUGCAAUAUCUGCCGGAUAUGGAUUUGGUUUUCAACACCCACGAUGAGCCUCGAGUUGUUGUGCCGAGUGAGGAUUUGGAGAGGCUGGUCUCUAUCGCCAAGAACCACGCGAUCCCGGCUUCCUUCAACAACCCAUCCCCUUCGAACGCGUGGUCAGCUCGGCCGUCGGAUUUGAACAAGGGCGACCGCAUUGAGGAAGUGCGUACGACUCGCUUUAAUCGCUUCGCGCAUCAGCCUACCUGGACCAACUCUCGAAUUUCGUGUCCCGUGGAUAGCCCCGCCCGAUCUCUUGACGAGAAUGUGACGGAUGACGUCCAUGCCUAUGCGUACGGUGGACUGGGUUUCAUCUACAACACAACUGCCGCCUCCGAUAUUUGCAACACUCCUUCUCUUAGAUAUACCUACGGAUUUUUCGACCGUCCCAAUGCCUUCGAUAUCGUCCACGACCUUUUCCCGGUGUUCUCUCAGAGCAAAAUCUCCAGCUUCCAGGAUAUCCUUUACCCUAGCCCUUGGUAUUGGGCGGAUAAGGUUCCCUACGAGAAGAAGAAGGACUUUGAGUGGAAUGAGAAAGCAGAUAAGAUGUACUGGAGAGGCUCGACAACUGGAGGAUUCUCACGAGCCGGUGGGUGGCGAAGACAGCAUCGACAGCAUUUCGUGAAUAACGCCAAUGCUCUUGACACCGCAAAGGUCCUUUCCAAGAAUAGCGAAAAUCUCUGGGCGUCAAGUGAUGUCAGUCGCAAUGAUUACCGUGACUUGUUCGAUGUCAAGUUCACAUUUAUUGGACAAUGUGACCCCGAUGAUUGCCGCGCCCAGCAGGAGUACUUUGACGUGGUUAAAGCUGCAGGCCAACAAGACGCCUGGGCCUACAAGUACCUGGUCGACAUUGAUGGAAAUGCUUUCAGUGGUCGAUUUUAUGCCUUCUUACUCAGCAACAGUUUGGUGGCCAAGAUCGCCAUCUUCCGCGAGUGGCACGAUGAAUGGCUUAAGCCUUGGGUUCACUACAUCCCCUUGAGUUUGAGAGGUGAUGAGUACGUUGAGAACAUGCGAUACUUUGCUUUGGAAGAAGAAGGCAAAGCCGCAGCUCCCCGGCUGGCUCAACAAGGCCAGGACUGGGCCCAGAAAGUUUUACGAAACGAUGAUCUCGAGGUUUGGUUUUUCCGAUUACUAUUAGAGUAUGGACGAUUAGUGGAUGACAACCGGGAUAAGCUGGGUUUCUUUCUUUGA
Molecule: messenger RNA, 1788 nt
Organism: Aspergillus wentii DTO 134E9
Lineage: Eukaryota; Fungi; Ascomycota; Eurotiomycetes; Eurotiales; Aspergillaceae
Product: putative capsule-associated protein CAP1
Exons: 2
Coding region: 1-1788 (595 amino acids)
Source: RefSeq, a predicted model, not a curated record